AUGCCUAUGGCGUUCAGGUUCUGGUCGGAGGCUGAGGACCGAGCUUUGAUGUGCGCCUUGUACAAAUGUGGUUAUGGGAAAUGGGAAGAGAUACGAGCACUUUUGCGCUAUUCAGUAGUGCACCAGUUCAACUUCAAUUUGCAGUUGCGGACAUCAGAUCAAAUCAAGAAGCGUUGUGAUCAGCUGAUGUCUAUGAACUUCAAGGAAGAGAAAGCGGCUCUCGAGGAAGCUCUGCGGGCGGCCGCAUCGGCUAAGAAGAAGCGCAAGCACCAUAAGGACAGUGCUCAGAAAA
Perkinsus marinus ATCC 50983 is the source of this 292-nucleotide messenger RNA. RefSeq lists its product as hypothetical. Gene Ontology annotation, molecular function: DNA binding. Gene Ontology annotation, biological process: chromatin remodeling. The annotation marks the transcript as partial. The record is from RefSeq and is a predicted model, not a curated record. Gene Ontology annotation, cellular component: nucleus. The transcript has 3 exons. NCBI's taxonomy places the organism in Eukaryota, Perkinsozoa, Perkinsida, Perkinsidae.